Messenger RNA from Geodia barretti, 258 nucleotides. The record is from the annotation of a GenBank genome assembly. Lineage: Eukaryota; Metazoa; Porifera; Demospongiae; Tetractinellida; Geodiidae.
UUGGUUGAGGGCGCGGAAGCCUACAAGCAGGAGCGCAUCGCGAUCGCGCAAGGUCAGUCACAGCGAUUCCUGUCGAUCCUGUUUGAAUACGAACAGGCCCCACAGGUCACCCGCCAGCGAAUGUUCCUCGAGGCGAUGGAAGAGAUACUUCCGGAUAUACGGAAGUACAUCAUCGACGACGACACCGGCGGUGGUCUGAUUGAACUGAUCGACCUUUCAGGCGAGAGCGAACUCCCGACUACACUUGGCAGGAAUUAA